This is a messenger RNA of Hibiscus syriacus, 3811 nucleotides long. Its product is annotated as DNA-directed RNA polymerase D subunit 2b-like. Gene Ontology annotation, biological process: DNA-templated transcription. Gene Ontology annotation, cellular component: RNA polymerase II, core complex. Gene Ontology annotation, molecular function: DNA-directed RNA polymerase activity; ribonucleoside binding; DNA binding. The transcript has 8 exons. The record is from RefSeq and is a predicted model, not a curated record. NCBI's taxonomy places the organism in Eukaryota, Viridiplantae, Streptophyta, Magnoliopsida, Malvales, Malvaceae. The coding region runs from base 191 to 3781 and encodes 1196 amino acids.
GUACAAAGUUCAGUUGAGUCAGAAAUAUUGAGAAAAAGCAUAAAUUUUUUCAUACCGGUUGCUCUACAAAGCCUGUCAAGACCCUUUGGAAUCACUGAUUUUUCACAUCUAAGCACCGAAAUGAUUUAGGGUUUCGGGUUCUCUUCUUAGCUUCUCAUCCUACACAACAAAAUCCCAAUAUUUUAGUGCAAUGGGGGCCUCUCCGGAUGGUGAGGGAAACGGAGAAUUGAGUGGUACUGCUAGUGGAAAGUUUGCGAACGGAACUUAUAUGGACAUAGAUGACGAUAUGUUUGAUGACAAGUUCAGUGUGCAAGAGCUAGGAGAAGAGUUUUUGAGGAAUUUCUGUAAGAAAACAGCCUUGUCGUUCUUCAAUCAGUACGGUCUCAUCAGCCAUCAGAUUAACUCCUACAACGAUUUCAUCAAGCAUGGUCUCCAGGACACUUUCAAUUCGUUUGGAGAAUUCGUUAUUCAUUCCGGGUAUGACCCGUCGAAGAAGGGAGAAGGUGACUGGCGUCACGCUAGAGUCAGGUUCGGGAAAGUAACCGUCGAUAGGCCGACGUUUUGGGCUGUCUCCGGCGACAAGGAGCUCAACAUGCUACCUAGGCAUGCACGCCUUCAAAAUAUGACCUAUUCUUCGAGGGUGAAGGUUCAUGUUGAUCUUGAGGUAUAUACAGCGAAAAGUGUGAAGAGUGACAAAUUUAAAACAGGACAAGAAGAAAUGGUUGAGGAGGAGGUUGUCUAUCGAGAUAACAGGGAGAUUCUAAUUGGGAGGAUCCCUGUGAUGGUAAGAUCUGACCUGUGUUGGUUGAAUGAGGUUGAAAAGGGUGAUUGUGAUUUUGAUUAUGGAGGCUAUUUUCUGAUAAAGGGUUCAGAAAAGAUAUUCAUUGCACAAGAGCAAAUUUCUUUGAAGAGACUCUGGAUUUCAAACGUACCGGGUUGGACGGUUGCUUACAGGUCGGAGGUGAAGAGAAAUAGAUUCAUUAUUAGACUAGUGGAGAAUUCUAAAAUUGAACAUAUCAAGGGGGGAGAGAAAAUCCUGACCGUUUAUUUCUUGUCAUUUGAGAUUCCCGCGUGGAUUUUGUUUUUUGCCCUUGGUGUAAUAUCAGACAAAGAAGUUGUAGAUCUGAUUGGUUAUGGAAGCUAUGACUCCGGUAUAUCAAACAUAUUGUUUGCCUCAAUUCAAGAUGCUGAUUGGAGAUGUCCUAAUUUUCGAGAAGGAAAAAAUGCUCUGAACCAUUUGGACAAAUUACGCAAGGAAACCAGAUUUCCCGCUGAAGAAGGUGCGGAAGAGUGCCUUAGAAGGUAUAUGUUUCCCUCUCUUCAGGGUUUCAAGCAAAAGGCUCGCUUCUUGGGCUACAUGGUUAAGUGUCUUUUGCAAGCUCACAAUGGUCUUAGAAAGUGCGACAACAGAGAUGAUUUCAGGAACAAGAGGUUAGGGAUGGCUGGUGAGUUGCUUGAGCGUGAACUGAAAGUUCACAUUGCGCAUGCAAGGAGGCGAAUGUCAAAGUCACUGCAGAGAGAUCUUUAUGCAGAUCGUACUGUUCGUCCAAUUGAGCAUUAUCUGGAUGCUUCCAUAGUCACAAAUGGGCUCUCUAGAGCGUUUUCUACUGGAGCAUGGUCGCAUCCUUACAAAAAGAUGGAAAGAAUUUCAGGUGUAGUGGCGAAUCUAGGACGAGCAAAUCCAUUGCAGACAAUGAUUGAUUUGAGGAAAACACGUCAGCAGGUCUCAUACACUGGAAAGGUUGGAGAUGCAAGAUACCCACAUCCAUCUCAUUGGGGAAAAGUUUGUUUCCUCUCGACUCCAGACGGUGAAAAUUGUGGGCUUGUGAAAAACCUGGCAACCACAGCACUUGUGAGUACGAAUGUAGUGGAACCCAUAGUUGACAAGUUGUUUGAUUCUGGAAUGGAGAAAGUGGAUAACGAUACAUCGAGCGCAGUUGAUGGGAAAGAUAAGGUUUUUCUGAAUGGGGAAUGGGUUGGUGUUUGUGAAGAUUCCCUUUUCUUUGCCACUGAGCUUAGAAGAAACCGACGGAGGAAAGAAUUACCUUUUCAGGUGGAAAUUAAAAGAGAUAAGCAUAAAGGAGAGGUGCGCAUCUUUUCGGAUGCUGGGAGGAUUAUGCGGCCUCUUUUAGUUGUCGAGAAUUUAUUCAAACUAAAAUCAUUUAAGGGGAAGGAGAAUUACACCUUCCAGUCCCUAUUAGACCAGGGGAUAAUUGAGCUAAUUGCAGCCGAAGAAGAGGAGGACUGUUGUACAGCAUGGGAUAUCAAGUACCUUUUUGCAGAUGUUGAGGGGAAGCAACCUGUUAAGUAUACGCAUUGCGAGCUUGACAUGUCUUUUCUUUUGAGUUUAAGCUGUGGGAUCAUUCCAUUUGCGAAUCAUGAUCAUUCAAGGAGAGUUCUGUACCAGGCACAAAAACAUUCUCAACAGGCUAUUGGGUUUUCUACAACAAAUCCAAACAUCAGGGUUGACACAUUGUCGCACCGAAUGUAUUAUCCCCAAAGACCACUCUUUCAAACAAUGACAGCUGAUUGUCUCGGAAAAUCAGGAUAUCCCCUAGGUCAGAAUAGAAUGCAACCAAAGCCAGAAUUGUACAACGGCCAGAACGCCAUUGUGGCUGUCAAUGUUCAUCUUGGAUACAAUCAAGAGGAUUCUUUGGUAAUGAACCGAGCAUCUAUAGAGCGUGGAAUGUUCCGUACUGAACAUGUAAGAAGCUACAAAGCAGAAGUAGAGAACACGGAAAUUCAGGAGAGGAGGCGGAAACCUGAAGAUAUUGUAAAUUUUGGGAAAACAGAAAGUAAGAUCGGACGUGUGGACAGCCUUGAUGAUGAUGGUUUUCCUUAUAUUGGUGCGAGUCUGCAGUCUGGUGACAUUGUCAUCGGGAGGUUUGCUGAAUCUGGAGCUGAUCAUGGUGUAAAACUGAAGCACUCUGAAAGAGGCAUGGUUCAGAAAGUUGUGCUAUCUUCAAAUGAUGAUGGUAAAAAUUUUGCUGUAGUAUCUCUGAGACAGGUUCGUUCUCCCUGUCUCGGAGACAAGUUCUCAAGCAUGCAUGGGCAAAAGGGUGUCCUUGGUUUUCUGGAGUCUCAAGAGAACUUUCCAUUCACGAUUCAAGGAAUAGUUCCCGAUAUGGUAAUUAACCCACAUGCAUUUCCCACGAGACAAACUCCGGGUCAACUCUUGGAGGCUGCUUUGGGAAAGGGGAUUGCCUGUGGUGGGUCAAUGAAAUAUGCCACCCCUUUCUCCACUCUCUCCAUGGAUGUCAUUACAGAACAGCUUCAUAGGGCUGGAUUUUCAAGAUGGGGAAAUGAGAGAGUUUACAAUGGUCGUACAGGCGAGAUGGUUCAUUCACUUAUAUUCAUGGGUCCAACAUUCUACCAGCGUCUCGUCCACAUGUCGGAAGACAAAGUAAAAUUUCGCAACACCGGGCCUGUGCACCCACUUACAAGGCAGCCAGUUGCUGACCGGAAACGUUUUGGUGGGAUCAAAUUUGGUGAGAUGGAACGCGACUGCCUGAUUGCUCAUGGUGCCUCAGCCAACUUGCACGAGCGCCUCUUCACGCUUAGUGAUUCCUCCCAGAUGCAUGUAUGCAAGAAUUGCAAAAACACCGCAAACGUUAUCGAACGGUCAGUAGCUGCCGGCCGAAAGAUCAGGGGACCCUACUGCCGGGUUUGCCAGUCCGGAGAUGGCAUCGUACGAGUUAGUGUUCCUUAUGGAGCUAAGCUAUUGUGCCAGGAGCUAUUCAGCAUGGGGAUUAGUCUGAAAUUUGAAACCCAGCUUUGUUGAGUUACUGCUUUCAAGUGCAAGUACUUUUUU